Messenger RNA from Candidozyma auris, 837 nucleotides. It is a transcript of the gene NPL3, whose product is annotated as mRNA-binding protein NPL3. The record is from RefSeq and is a predicted model, not a curated record. Lineage: Eukaryota; Fungi; Ascomycota; Pichiomycetes; Serinales; Metschnikowiaceae. Gene Ontology annotation, cellular component: cytosol. Gene Ontology annotation, molecular function: mRNA binding. The coding region runs from base 1 to 837 and encodes 278 amino acids. The transcript has a single exon.
AUGUCAGACGUUGAACAAGACCAAGCCCCAAUCCAGGACGCUCCAGUUGAAGAUGCUCCAUCGGGAAAGGUUUUCGUUAGACCCAUUGGUUUUGAAACUCCUCAGGAAGCCAUCGAGAGCCACUUCUCUCAGGUGGGACCAGUGGCGGAGGUGCAAAUUAUGAGAGGCUACGCCUUCGUUUCUUUUCAGAAUCCUGAAGAUGCUGCUAAGGCUACCGAGUCCUUAGCUGGCACUGAGUUGGACGGCCAGGCUCUUCAGGUUGAGGUUGCUCACGGUCGUAAGGAGGAGACCCGCAACAGAAACCGUGUGAAGAUCACCAAUGUUCCUGAGCAUACUGCUUGGCAAGAUUUCAAGGACUUUGUUCGUGAGAAAGGUAUGGAACCAUCUUUCGUCAAGGUUUUUCGCGAUUACGAGUCUGGUGAGACAAUUGCCGCUCUUGAAUUCGAGGACGGUGAAGCCCUUGCUGCUGCCAUUGAGAACUUGAAUGAUGUUGACUACCAGGGCUUUACCUUACGUGCUGAACAUGACACAAGCCCAUAUGUUCCUCGCAGAAGAGGUAGAGGUGGGUUUAGAGGUGACUUCCGCGGCGGACGUGGUGGCGGAUUCCGUGGGGAUUUCAGAGGCGGCAGAGGGGGCCGUGGUGGUUUCAGAGAUGAUUUCAGGGGCGGAAGAGGCCGUGGAGGUUUCAGAGGUGGCAGAGGCGGCUUCAACCGUGAUGAUGGCUUCCGUGACGGUGGCUUCAGAGGUGGAAGAGGAGGUUACAACCGUGGUGAUCGUGGUGAUGGCGGAUUUGAGAGAGACUCGUACACUCGUGACCGCUCUCCAACACGUUACUAA